This is a messenger RNA of Leptosia nina, 2322 nucleotides long. Lineage: Eukaryota; Metazoa; Arthropoda; Insecta; Lepidoptera; Pieridae. The record is from the annotation of a GenBank genome assembly.
AUGCCGCCUCCGCCACCUUUGAGACAGAUUGAUUUAGACCAGAUAUGGGGCGACCUCCGCGAAGGCAUAGAACAAGUUUACAAACGGCAACAGAUGUCGAAACUGAGAUACAUGGACUUAUAUACGCACGUAUAUAAUUAUUGCACAUCAGUUCAUCAACAGAGCGGGUCUAGCAGUAAAACAGGCUACCCUAGACCUAGUGGUACGGGUCUGAAAAAACAGAACCAAGUUCCUGGCGGAGCACAGCUGGUCGGCCUAGAACUGUACAAGAGGCUAAGGGAAUUCCUAAGAUUGUAUCUUAUCAAUUUAUUAAAGAAUGGCGCCGACCUGAUGGGCGAGGAUGUGCUGGCGUUCUACACGAAGCAAUGGGAGGAGUACCAGUUCUCAUCGCGAGUACUCAACGGCGUGUGCUCCUACCUCAACAGGCAUUGGGUGAAGCGGGAGUGCGAGGAGGGUAGGAAGGGUAUAUACGAAAUAUAUCAGCUCGCGCUAGUGACGUGGCGCGACAACUUAUUCAAGUGCCUCAACAAACAAGUGACGAAUGCUGUACUCAAAUUGAUAGAACGCGAGCGGAAUGGGGAGACGAUCAACACUAGGCUAGUGUCCGGGGUCAUCAACUGCUACGUGGCCCUGGGACUAAACGAGGAGGAGCCGUCUGCCCGGGGGCAGAACCUGGUCGUGUACAAGGACACCUUCGAGGUGAUAUUCCUCGAGGACACGGAGAGGUUCUACACCAGAGAGAGUACGGACUUCCUCAGGAAUAACCCCGUCACAGAGUACAUGAUUAAGGCAGAACAGAGGCUGCAGGAGGAGCAACGACGCGUCCAGGUGUACCUCCACGAGACGACCAUGGAACGCCUGGCGAAGACCUGCGACCGAGUGCUCAUCGAGAAACACCUCGAGAUAUUCCACUCCGAGUUCCAGAAACUACUAGACGCCGACAAGAACGCCCACCUGGGAAGGAUGUACAGCUUGGUGGCUCGUAUCCCGGAUGGAUUGGUGGAGCUACGUCGUCUGCUAGAGCAGCACAUACACGCCCAGGGACUGCAGGCGAUUGACAAGUGCGGCGAGAGCGCGCACACGGAUCCGAAGAUCUACGUCUCCACAAUACUGGAAGUGCACAAGAAGUACAACGCGCUGGUUCUAGUCGCUUUCAACAACGACUCGGGCUUCGUCGCCGCCCUCGACAAGGCUUGCGGACGGUUUAUCAACAGCAAUUCAGUGACAAAGGCAGCCAACUCAUCGUCGAAGAGCCCCGAGCUGCUCGCCAAGUACUGCGACCUGCUGCUGAAAAAGUCCAGCAAGAACCCGGAGGAGGCGGAACUCGAAGAUACCCUCAAUCAAGUGAUGGUGGUAUUUAAAUACAUCGAAGACAAGGACGUGUUCCAGAAAUUCUACAGCAAAAUGCUUGCCAAGCGGUUAGUGCAGCACAUGUCAGCGAGUGACGACGCUGAGGCCUCAAUGAUCUCAAAGUUGAAACAAGCUUGCGGCUUCGAAUACACGAGCAAGCUGCAGAGGAUGUUCCAGGACAUUGGUGUAUCGAAAGACCUGAACGAGAACUUCCGCAAGCACAUAGCGAACAGCAGCGAGGUGCCCCUCCACAUCGACUUCAGUAUACAAGUGCUGUCUUCCGGCUCUUGGCCCUUCCAGCAGUCCACGUCCUUCCAGCUGCCCACGGAGUUGGAGCGAUCCGUGCACCGCUUCACGACAUUCUACUCGUCUCAGCAUUCCGGCAGGAAACUGAACUGGCUCUAUAACAUGAGUAAGGGAGAGCUCGUCACCAAUUGCUUCAAGAACAGAUACACCUUACAAGCGAGUACGUUCCAGAUGGCCGUGCUAUUGCAGUACAACGACAACACCGCGUGGACGGUGAAGCAGCUGGAACACCAUACCGGUAUCAAAGGGGACUUCCUAAUACAGGUGCUACAGAUCUUGCUGAAGGCGAAGCUGCUCGUCUGCCAAGAUGACGAGGCAGAACUCAGCGAGUCGUCUGUUGUUGAACUUUAUUUAGGUUAUAAGAACAAAAAACUACGCGUGAAUAUAAAUAUUCCGCUGAAGACAGAACUGAAGGUGGAACAGGAGGCGACGCACAAGCACAUCGAAGAGGACCGCAAGAUGCUAAUACAGGCAGCGAUCGUGCGCAUAAUGAAGACGCGCAAAAAGCUAAAACACCAGCACUUGGUAGUCGAAGUCCUCAACCAGCUGUCGUCUAGGUUCAAGCCGCGCGUGCCUGUUAUUAAGAAAUGUAUCGACAUCCUGAUAGAGAAGGAGUACCUUGAGCGCACCGAGGGAGAGAAAGACACGUACAGCUACCUGGCGUGA